Messenger RNA from Penicillium malachiteum, 1497 nucleotides. Its product is annotated as MFS transporter. Bases 1 to 1497 code for a protein of 498 amino acids. Gene Ontology annotation, biological process: transmembrane transport. The transcript has 4 exons. Gene Ontology annotation, molecular function: transmembrane transporter activity. The record is from RefSeq and is a predicted model, not a curated record. Lineage: Eukaryota; Fungi; Ascomycota; Eurotiomycetes; Eurotiales; Aspergillaceae.
AUGUCAUCGUCAUCAAAAGCCCAUCAAGACAUGAAGGCAGGGCCAUUCGAUACCUCUCAGGCUGACCCUGAGCUGGCAUGCAAGGAAGGAGUCAUUGAUGAAGAUGUUCACUUCGUCGACUGGGACGGUCCUGACGAUCCAAAGAACCCGCGAAACUGGUCAUCGGGCAAAAAGCUUGUCCAUGUCUUGUUGGUCAGCGGAUUCACUCUUUACUCGAAUCUCGCCGCCGUUAUGUUUGCUCCGGGGGCUCAGGAUGUUGCGAAGGAGUUCCGCAUCACCAGCACGAUUGUAGAGUCUUUGACGGUCACGAUAUAUCUCUUGGGAUUCUGUCUGGGUCCACUUAUCCUCUCCUCGUUAUCUGAAACGUAUGGUCGACUGAUCGUCUACCAUAUUUGCAACAUGAUCUUUAUCGGAUUGACUGUGGGUUGUGCUCUAAGCACUGACGCGGGCAUGUUCCUAGCAUUCCGCCUUCUCUGCGGUGUUGCUGCAUCUUCACCAAUGGCCAUUGGAGGUGGCACAAUUGCCGAUCUCUACGUUGAGGCUGAGAGGGGGAAGGCAAUGGCAAUAUUUGGCAUGGGUCCUCUUCUUGGUCCGGUCAUCGGCCCUGUCAUCGGCGGAUUUGUUUCGCAGGAUAUUGGUUGGCGUUGGACAUUCUGGUUGAUCCUCAUCUUAUCAAGCGUGAUCUCUCUCCUUUCUGUGAUCUUUUUACGGGAGACUUAUGAGCCAGCCUUACUAAGUCGCAAAGCGGCCCGACUAUGUAAAAAGACAGGAAACCCUAAGCUCUGUGCUCGGACCUUGAAUAAAAAUCUCACCCCUUCACAGAUUCUUACGCGCUCUAUUAUGCGACCGACUAAGAUGAUUUUUCUAUCCCCGAUUGUCUUCCUCAUUUCAAUCUACUGUGCGUUCAUGUUCAGCCUCCUCUAUCUUCUCUUUACAACCUUUCCAGAUGUGUUUGAAAAAACCUAUGGCUGGGGUCCUGAAAUUUCAGGACUUUCAUACCUUGGACUCGGCAUUGGCAUGAUGUUCAGUAUUGCGCUAUUUGGUUUACUUAGCGAUAAGCUUCUGAAGCAGCCACGUGGUGGGACUGUUGCCAGACCUGAAUUACGCCUGAUUUUGAUGAUGUGGUGUUCGCCAUUGGUCCCUAUCGGCUUUAUCUGGUAUGGCUGGAGUGCCAAAUUCCACGCACAUUGGAUCAUUUCGAUGCUCGGCACUGGACUCAUCGGGAUCAGCGCAUUCUUGAUUAUGAUGCCAGCACAGCUGUAUCUUGUGGACUCGUUUGGAACUGAAGGGAGUGCUUCUGCUCUAGCUGGCAAUACCGUGCUACGGAGUCUAUUUGCGGCACUUCUGCCACUCGCAGGGCCUGAUAUGUACGCUCGCCUGGGACUUGGCUGGGGUAACACACUACUUGGAUUUAUUGCUUUUGCCUUUGUUCCGGUUCCCUGGCUGUUCUUCAAAUAUGGCGAAUAUCUGAGAACUCGCUUUCCGUUGAGAUAUUAA